AUGAAGUUUCAGGCCCUGAUCAUUCUCAUCCCCUUAGCUUUCUUGCUAGGAACCACAUUGGCAGAACAAUGUGGAAGACAAGCUGGAAAUGCUUUAUGUCCGAAUGGACUAUGUUGUAGCCAGCAUGGUUGGUGUGGCACAACAAAUGACUACUGUGGUGCGGGCUGCCAGAGCCAAUGUCCUGGUAGCUCGACCCCAACACCCUCUACACCAACUCCUACUCCUAGUACUGGCAGCGGCGAUGUUGGCAGCAUAAUCACCCCAGCUAUUUUCGAUCAAAUGUUGAAGUAUAGAAAUGAUGGAAGGUGUCCAAGUAAUGGGUUCUACGCUUAUAAUGCUUUUAUUUCUGCUGCUCGGUCGUUCAAUGGCUUCGGCACAACUGGUGAUGCUACCACACGUAGAAGGGAGCUUGCUGCUUUCUUGGCUCAAACCUCUCAUGAAACCACAGGUGGAUGGCCAACUGCACCAGAUGGCCCAUAUGCAUGGGGAUAUUGCUUUGUUAGAGAAAAUGAUCGUCAGACUCAAUGUUCAUCAAAUGAAUGGCCAUGUCCUGCUGGUAGGCAAUAUUAUGGCCGAGGCCCAAUUCAACUUACUCACAACUACAACUAUGGCCUAGCUGGUCAAGCCAUUGAGGCGGAUCUCAUAAACAACCCGGAUUUGGUAGCAACCGACCCGGUUAUAUCUUUCAAGACAGCCAUGUGGUUUUGGAUGACCCCGCAAGCAAACAAGCCAUCAAGCCAUAACGUUAUCAUCGGACAAUGGGGGCCAUCUGACGCAGACAGAGCAGCCAAUAGGGUCCCAGGCUAUGGUGUGAUCACAAAUAUAAUCAAUGGUGGGCUAGAGUGUGGGCAAGGCGCUAACGACAAGGUGGCCGAUAGGAUUGGGUUCUAUAGGAGGUAUUGUGACUUACUGGGCGUGAGUUACGGGGAUAACCUCGAUUGCUAUAAUCAAAGGCCUUUUGCCUAA
This is a messenger RNA of Dovyalis caffra, 966 nucleotides long. NCBI's taxonomy places the organism in Eukaryota, Viridiplantae, Streptophyta, Magnoliopsida, Malpighiales, Salicaceae. The record is from the annotation of a GenBank genome assembly.